AAAGUAGUGACAAAAGUAACAUGGGGAAGGGGAGGAAAGUGAUAAUAAUUGUGGUGGGGGUCAAGACUCAAAAGAAGUCACUUUCACUAGCAAUAUAAAUGCAGAGUGUGAAACUUUGAGAGAGAGAAAAUUGACAGAAUUUUAGAGAGAGAAACAACUACAAAUUGUACGCCAUUGAUUGUCAAACAAACAAACACCCCCAAACUCUCAACUCUUCUCCAUUAUCUCUGCAAUUUUAACCUCUUCUGCACAAUCUUCACACCCCCAAGAAGAUAUCAAUUUUAGCUCAAUCUCAUCUUUUUGUAAGUAUAUAUUAGGGUUCUUGAUCUUGUUUUCGGUCCUUGAAAGAAAUGGCGAUUUCGUCUUAUCCAACUCCAUCAGACGCAGGGGUACUCUGCGUAAUUCUUGCAAACACAGCAAUAUCCAUCUCGAUUGUCAAAGAAAUUCUCCGCUCCAUCCUCCACGUAAUGGGCAUCCACAUAGCAUCUUCGGAGGAAUAUUCCGUGGAGCCCACAAACUCGUCCGAAUGCCACAGCAGAAUCUCAUCAGAUUCCUACGUGGAGGAGUUCAGAAACCGAACGCCAUCAAUGAGUUACGCCUCGAUUUUCGUGCACGAAUGUCCUAAACAAGAAUGCUCGAUUUGCCUGUCUGAAUUCGAACCGAAAUCCGAGAUUAACCAACUUUCUUGCGGACAUGUUUUCCACAAAUCGUGCCUCGAGAAGUGGUUGAACUAUUGGAACACGACAUGCCCACUCUGUCGGAAUUUGAUGAUGCUGCCUCAAGAAGUUGAAGAAGAAGAAGAUUCUUGUCCUAUGUGAGUAUAAUCGAACGGAAUAUUCCAUGAGGAAAGUCGAGUUUCGGGUGGUGUGUAUAGCAUAGUGUGCACAUAGUAUUCUGUAAAAUUGCCUGUUGUAUUUUUAGCUGCCAAUAUAUGCGUCCUCUUUGGAGCGACGGGUCAGCUUUUCGACUGAUGAUAUAUAUCUAUAUAUAUCUCUAUGCUGUAUAUAUUGUGAAAAAAAGGGCUUUCUGAAAAGUCGAUGUACUUUUGAAGUGAUUAAAUAGCAUUAUCGUGCUUUAACUUGUACCCUUUUUUUUAUGGUGAGUUAAUCGAGUGUUUCUCACAUCGGUUUAAUCUUGUCUGAAAUGUAUGAAUCAAGAUCGAAAUUUUGUUUA
Molecule: messenger RNA, 1173 nt
Organism: Erythranthe guttata (spotted monkey flower)
Lineage: Eukaryota; Viridiplantae; Streptophyta; Magnoliopsida; Lamiales; Phrymaceae
Gene: XERICO
Product: RING/U-box superfamily protein
Source: RefSeq, a predicted model, not a curated record